AUGCUCAGAGCUACAAGAGGAGGCGCUUUUCGGAAUCUACGGACCGUUUUACGUCGGAACUAUUCGUCGCACAAGGAACUGAAGUUUGGUGUUGAAGGGAGAGCCGCUUUGUUGAAAGGUGUUGAAACGUUGGCAGAAGCCGUUUCCGCAACGUUAGGGCCCAAGGGCAGAAACGUGCUUAUCGAACAACCGUUUGGUGCUCCUAAGAUCACCAAAGAUGGUGUCACGGUCGCGAAAGCGAUUACUUUGGAAGACAAAUUCGAAAAUAUGGGCGCCAAAUUGCUGCAGGAAGUCGCAUCCAAGACUAACGAAGCCGCCGGUGAUGGUACUACGUCUGCCACGGUUCUGGGCCGCGCCAUUUUCACGGAAUCGGUCAAGAACGUCGCCGCCGGUUGUAACCCAAUGGAUCUCAGAAGAGGUACGCAGGCCGCGGUCGAAAAAGUGAUCCAAUAUUUGAGUGAGCACAAGAAAGAGAUCACGACGUCUGCCGAGAUCGCUCAAGUGGCAACGAUCUCUGCCAAUGGAGACGCGCACGUGGGCAAGCUUUUGGCCUCGGCGAUGGAGAAAGUCGGCAAAGAAGGGGUCAUCACGAUCAAAGAAGGCCGUACUCUCGAAGAUGAGCUUGAAGUCACCGAGGGUAUGAGAUUCGACCGCGGUUUCAUCUCGCCUUACUUCAUUACGGACCCUAAAUCCGGCAAAGUCGAGUUCGAAAAACCACUCAUGCUUUUGAGCGAAAAGAAAAUUUCGUCGAUCCAGGACAUUUUGCCCGCGCUAGAGAUCUCCAACCAAACUAGAAGACCUUUGCUGAUCAUUGCAGAAGACAUCGACGGUGAGGCGCUCGCGGCGUGUAUCUUGAACAAAUUGAGAGGCCAAGUCAAAGUAUGUGCGGUCAAGGCUCCUGGUUUCGGUGACAACCGUAAAAACACGCUUGGCGAUAUUGCCAUUUUGUCCGGAGGUACCGUUUUCACAGAGGAAUUGGAUUUGAAACCUGAAAACUGUACUUUGGAACAUUUAGGAUCUUGCGACGCGAUCACCAUCACCAAAGAGGACACCGUGGUGUUGAACGGUAAUGGUACCAAGGAGAACAUCCAAGCCAGAAUCGAACAAAUUAAAAACUCGAUCGACUUGACCACGACCAACUCGUACGAAAAGGAGAAAUUGCAAGAACGUCUGGCCAAACUUUCCGGCGGAGUUGCCGUAGUGAGAGUUGGUGGUGCUUCCGAAGUCGAGGUCGGCGAAAAGAAGGAUCGUUACGACGAUGCACUCAACGCUACUCGUGCCGCCGUCGAAGAAGGCAUCUUGCCAGGUGGUGGCACUGCUUUGCUCAAGGCUUCCAGAGUACUCGACGAAGUCGUCACCGAGAACUUUGACCAGAAACUCGGAGUCGAUAUCAUCAGAAAGGCCAUCACGAGACCUGCAAGAAAGAUUAUCGAGAAUGCUGGCGAAGAAGGUUCCGUCAUUGUUGGCAAGAUCAUUGACGAUUUUGGGGAUGAUUUCACCAAGGGCUACAAUGCGGCCAAGAGCGAGUACACAGAUAUGUUGGCCGCUGGAAUCAUCGAUCCUUUCAAAGUUGUCAGAUCCGGACUUGUCGAUGCCUCCGGUGUAGCAUCUUUGCUGGCAACCACCGAAGUCGCCAUCGUCGAUGCUCCUCAGCCACCUUCUGCCGGUCCACCAGCGGGCAUGCCUGGCAUGCCCGGCAUGAUGUGA
This is a messenger RNA of Lachancea mirantina, 1707 nucleotides long. NCBI's taxonomy places the organism in Eukaryota, Fungi, Ascomycota, Saccharomycetes, Saccharomycetales, Saccharomycetaceae. The record is from the annotation of a GenBank genome assembly.